UGCAUGAACUACACAACACUAGUCGAAAGUCGACUGAGAUACCCCUACUCAAAGUCUUGUUGGUUGAACGUGUAAAUUGCCAAGUUCUGUGAGAGUUUAAGAAAAACAAAGGCCGCGAGUCUUUUUGUGUUGUUUGGUUUUGUUGUUGUGAAAUUGAUACAAUGCUGUUUUAUUAAAUCGCCGAGAAAUUUGUUUACAAAAAAAUAUUUCCAUAAACAUACCAUACAAAACACACGAGAGAUCAAAAGGCCGCAAAUCACAUACUAAAGAUAAUGUCCAGUUUUCGCAAAAGAAAUGUACAAAAACAAAUACCGUUUACAAGGACCAGCCCUCAAACAGGUCAGGUGAUAACCUCAAGUGGUAAUCCGUCUUUGGAUGUAAUCCUGGGUGGUGGUUUGCCCAUCGGUUCAAUAUGUUUGAUCGAAGAAGACAAAUUUGUUACCUAUUCCAAAGUGCUGGCCAAAUACUUUAUGGCCGAGGGCAUUGUGUCAAAGCAAACCGUUUUCCUUGGCAGCUUAGAUGACAGCCCCAACUAUUUCAUUGUAAAAUUACCCAAGCCCUUGAAUGAGGAUGAAAUUGAAAAAGAUAAAAUUGAAUCCCAAAUUGAGGCUCAAGAAAACCCGGAUACUACCAAGAAUGGAUUACGCAUUGCCUGGCGUUACAAUGAUUUGCCCAUGGUUAAUUCAGAAAAAACACAAACACAAAUAGGUCAUCAUUUCAAUUUAAUGGAACACAUGGAUGUAAACAUGUUCGAAAAUGCCGAUACGGUUACAUGGCCAGACGAUUCGUUGGAUAAUGAGAUUGUUGUCAAUCAAGAUGAUGAUGACGACGAUGAAGAAGAAGUCGCCAAUUUGUACGACAAUGACAGUGAUGCCACGUACGUUAUGGAUUCUAGCAAAGAAAUGGAACAAGAGAAUGCCAACAACACUUCCAAUUCUCUAAAUCCUUCAAAUACGGGAAAUCCGACCACCGAUGAUAAAAAUGCAACGGGAUCCACAGAGACAUCAUCAUCGUUGCCCACACCGCCACCACCAAUUUGUAAGGCACCAACAAAAACCCAACUAUUUGAAAAUUCCAAAUAUUUAAGUCUACUCAAAGAGGUACAACAGCUAUUGCGAGAUGACAAAUUCCAUUCGGGUGGUUUCCUAAUAAAGAAAAGUCUAUGUCGCGUCUGCAUCACUUCGCUGGGUUCACCGAUGUGGUAUGAUGACAACUAUGGAAAUGAUUUGUUAAAAUUCUUAACCAUUUUGAGGGCGGCAGUACGUUCAUCGGUGUCGGUUUGUUUUAUAACAAUGCCAAUGCAUUUGGUUGCAAAAUAUGAUGAAUCCUUGGUUUCAAAAAUACGUAACUUGGUCGAUUAUGCCAUUGAACUCGAGUCCUUUGCUGGAUCGGAUAAGGAAACAAAUCCCGCCUUCAAGGAAUACCAUGGACUGAUUCAUUUACGUAAAAUAACAGCCAUUAACACAUUAAGUGCCUAUAUGCCUGAAACUACUGAUUUGGCGUUUAAACUAAGACGCAAAAAGUUUGUCAUUGAAAAACUACAUUUGCCUCCAGAAUUACAAGAAGAUAACAAGGAUGCGGAUCAAAAGCCCACAUUAAGCUGUGGCAGUAACAUCAGUCCAAAUGUUAAAAAUUCGUUGGAUUUUUAAAUAGAGUGCAUUAAACAAAACAAAAUAAUAACAAAAACAAAAGUACAAGCAACACGUUAACCAAUAAAACGGCCUAAACAGAAAACGAAAACACAUAUAUUUUGUAUAAAAAGAACUAAAACGAAAAUCACCAAAAUAAAUUUUUUAACAAACAGAGUGACAUGUGUGAGAAUAUGUUCCAUUUUAAUGAAUUCAUUGUUUGCAUAUUAAAAAAAAACAUAAACCAUAUUCAUAUAUUUUAGUUGUAAUUUUCAAUUUGGUCGUACAUUAGAUUGGUUUUAUUAUGUGAGUUGAUCCUGUGCGAGACCCUCUUCAUUUUAAAAACAAAAAGUUAUGUAAAUUAUAAAGUGUGUUCAUAUCAUUAUCGAUUUGAUUUAAAUUCAUACCAAUAAAAGCCCAAUAUUUGUACAAAUGAAAAA
Musca domestica (house fly) is the source of this 2068-nucleotide messenger RNA. Its product is annotated as elongator complex protein 4. Gene Ontology annotation, biological process: tRNA wobble uridine modification. NCBI's taxonomy places the organism in Eukaryota, Metazoa, Arthropoda, Insecta, Diptera, Muscidae. Gene Ontology annotation, cellular component: cytoplasm; elongator holoenzyme complex; transcription elongation factor complex. The transcript is spliced from 5 exons. Bases 273 to 1649 code for a protein of 458 amino acids. The record is from RefSeq and is a predicted model, not a curated record.